AUGGCCUCUACGGCCCCCACACGGACUCCUAUUAUCAACUCUAAGCUAGAUAGCUGUCUUUACAUCACAAUAAGCUCUCAGGGCUACAGUGGUAACCAGGAUAACGGGAACUACGAGAUGGGGUCUUAUGACCAGCAACAACCGGCCGAUGCGACCACCUUGUUGAACAAGUGCAGGGAGAUCAAUGAUGGAGUCGCGGACCUACAAGCCAAGCGUGAGGGGCAGCUUAUGGCUGCACAGAAUGCUAUGUUCGACUCCAGCAAUGUGAAGGAGGAUCAAGUUUCUCGCCAGACGCUGGAUUACAUCAAAGACGAGAUUAACAAUGGUUUCCGUUACCUCCGUGAUCUCCUGACCCAGAUCGAUAACACAAGUCGAAACAUCCGUCGUGAAAUUGAGCAAUACCAAAAGGCUCAGUCCGAUUUCCGGAAACGGUUGACAGAGCAAGUGCGCCGUCGGUACGAGAUAGCCAACCCGGAGGCCUCUCCCGAGGAGGUGGAUCAGGGUGUUCAAAAUGUCUUGCUGGGCCAAGAGCAGAUGUUCCAGGUUUCUGGUAGCCGAACUGGACAGGACAAUAACGCCAGGAAAGCCGCAUUGGAGCGGUCUGCUGCGAUUCGGAAGAUGGAACAAGAUAUGCCGGAACUUGCUCGGCUAUACCAGGAAGUGGCGGAGCUUGUACACCAGCAAGACCCUACUGUAGAACAAGUUAAUCAAGACGCUAAGGAUAUCGCUGGGAAUGUCGCACAUGCAGAAAUUUCGCGCGCCAUUGAUAGUGCACGUCGCGCAAGGAAAUGGAAGUGGUAUGCACUGUUUAUUAUCAAUCUUAUUAUUUCGAUCGUUGUUGGUGUUGCUUGUUAUGGCUCAGUCUAG
Messenger RNA from Aspergillus tanneri, 867 nucleotides. Its product is annotated as Plasma membrane t-SNARE, secretory vesicle fusion. Gene Ontology annotation, molecular function: SNAP receptor activity; SNARE binding. The record is from RefSeq and is a predicted model, not a curated record. The coding region runs from base 1 to 867 and encodes 288 amino acids. The transcript is spliced from 7 exons. NCBI's taxonomy places the organism in Eukaryota, Fungi, Ascomycota, Eurotiomycetes, Eurotiales, Aspergillaceae. Gene Ontology annotation, biological process: exocytosis; intracellular protein transport; vesicle fusion. Gene Ontology annotation, cellular component: endomembrane system; plasma membrane; SNARE complex.